AUGGCCGCCGCUUCGCCUGCCACGCUCGUCUUCCUCCUAUCCCUCAUCUGCGCCCCCUCCCGGUUCCUCACCGGCGCCCUGCCGCCACCGCCGCCGACGCCGCCCAAGCCUGUCAUCCCAUACCCCACGACGCCGCCCAAGCCUGUGAUGCCAGCCCCCACGACGCCGCCCAAGCCUGUGAUGCCAGCUCCCACGACGCCGCCCAAGCCUGUGAUGCCGGCCCCCACGACGCCGCCCAAGCCCGUGAUGCCGGCCCCCACGAUGCCGCCCAAGCCUGUGAUGCCGGCCCCCACGACACCGCCCAAGCCUGUGAUGCCAGUCCCCACGACACCGCCCAAGCCCGUGACUCCACCUCCGGUGACGCCGCCGAAGUAUGCGCCGAAGCCCGUGCUGCCACCUCCGGCGACGCCGACCAAGCCAGUGCUUCCGCCCCCGGUGACGGCGCCGAAGCCCGUGACGCCACCCAUCGCGAUGCCGCCAACGACCGCGCUGGCGCCCGCGCCGUGGGACGAACCUGGCUACGGGUCCAACCCGAUUCCGGAGGAGAUCAAGAGCGUGUGCAGGCGGAGGCCGUUCCCGCAGCUGUGUGCGCGCGCGCUGGCCUUCGUGGUGGACCCGCAGAGGGUGAACGACACGCGGUGGCUGGCGGAGACGUCGCUGCGCAUCGCCAUCGAGGCCGGCACGGGGCUGGCCGCCUUCGGGUGGGUCAACCUGGGGGGCGCCCCGAGCGGCACCAGGCUGCGGAUGUGCGUGCGCGACUGCACCGUGCGCGUGGACGCCGCGGUCAAGAACCUGACGGCGUCGCAGGUGGCGUUGAGGCGGGGUGAGCUCAGGGAGGCGGUGCAGACGCUGGGCGAGGCGGCCAAGGGGUGCGGCAUGUGCUGGGGCAGCUGCGCGAGCUUCACCGGGGAGGUCAUGCAGGUCAUGGUCAAGCGCGCCAAAGACUUCCAGAAGCUCGUCAUGGUCGCCAGCUCCGUUAUCCUCAUCAUUAUCAAGUGA
This is a messenger RNA of Aegilops tauschii subsp. strangulata, 999 nucleotides long. The record is from RefSeq and is a predicted model, not a curated record. NCBI's taxonomy places the organism in Eukaryota, Viridiplantae, Streptophyta, Magnoliopsida, Poales, Poaceae.